This is a messenger RNA of Xenopus tropicalis (tropical clawed frog), 2007 nucleotides long. RefSeq names its product pyroglutamylated RFamide peptide receptor (gene qrfpr). The record is from RefSeq and is marked provisional. Gene Ontology annotation, molecular function: G protein-coupled receptor activity; neuropeptide Y receptor activity. Gene Ontology annotation, biological process: G protein-coupled receptor signaling pathway; signal transduction; neuropeptide signaling pathway. Gene Ontology annotation, cellular component: membrane; plasma membrane. NCBI's taxonomy places the organism in Eukaryota, Metazoa, Chordata, Amphibia, Anura, Pipidae.
CCAACAUAUGCAAAGCCGCGCGUUCCCUGAGCAGGUUGUGCCGAUUGUCAAAAGACUCGCAGCUCUUUAGCUUCUCCACUUGUUUCCGUUUAUCUGUGUGACUGAGUCGUUUCUGCUCCAGGGCUACUCGUUUGGAUUUGGGUACUUCCUACAUGUGCCACAGUAUUGCUCUCACUGCCCUGCUCUAAUGUUCUACAUGGAACGCUGCAUUAGUUUGCGGGACGGUGCAUCUGUACUGCGUUACUGUGAGUGUUUUUGACAUCGGGGUAAUUUGAGUGGUGCUAAUUGUGACACUGACACGUUGGUGUUUCUUAGGAUUCCGUACAAUGUGCUGCCCAGUCCUCCUUAUUAGUAUUGUCAAUGUCAACCUUUCCCGCUAUUCCAUGAGCGCAUUCUGCCGCCUCACGGGGUUUUGCUGAGCCCUUUCCGUGUCCUAUAGGAUUGCGCCUAUUGUACUCAAUCGGGCACAGGAUGGCACCGAGGGACCGACUAAACUCUCCAACAUCUCUCCGUGAUUGCUGCCAGCUGACUUAGUUCCCACAAUAACUUGGGUUUAUGUUCCCCCAUAGGGACUUGUUGGAUAUUUCAUAUAAGCGGCUGGAGCUGGUACCCGAUGCAGUCGCUCAAUAUCACCCCCGAGCAGUUUGCCAGGCUCCUGCAGGAGAAUAACGUGACCAGGGAGCAGUUCAUUGAGCUGUACCAGCUGCAGCCUCUCGUUUAUAUCCCGGAGCUUCCCUUCAGGACCAAAAUCGCCUUUGUGACAAUCUGUGUGCUGAUAUUUGUGCUGGCACUGUUUGGCAACUCUCUGGUUCUUUAUGUGGUGACCAGAAGCAAAGCAAUGAGGACUGUUACCAACAUCUUCAUCUGCUCUCUGGCUCUCAGUGAUCUACUCAUUGCCUUCUUCUGCAUUCCCUUUACCAUGCUGCAGAACAUCUCCUCCAACUGGCUGGGAGGAGCUUUCGCUUGUAAGAUGGUUCCAUUUGUUCAAUCUACGGCCAUUGUUACUGAAAUCCUUACAAUGACAUGCAUUGCUGUGGAAAGGCAUCAAGGGAUUGUACAUCCUCUGAAAAUGAAAUGGCAAUACACCAACAGGAGGGCAUUUACAAUGCUUGGUAUCGUGUGGUUAAUUGCAGCAGUGGUUGGUAUACCGAUGUGGCAUGCACAGCGCCUAGAGGUUAAAUAUGACUUUUUAUAUGAAAAACAAUAUGUGUGCUGCUUGGAAGCAUGGAACAGUCAAGUUCACCAGAAAAUCUAUACCACUUUCAUUUUGGUGAUCCUUUUUUUGCUGCCACUCACCGUAAUGCUCCUGCUCUACAGUAAAAUUGGCUAUGAGCUUUGGAUUAAAAAGCGUGUUGGUGAUGCUUCAGUACUGCAAACUAUUCAUGGAAGUGAAAUGUCUAAAAUAGCCAGGAAGAAGAAGCGCGCGAUCAUUAUGAUGAUUACUGUGGUUGUCCUUUUCGCAGUCUGCUGGGCACCAUUUCAUGUUGUUCAUAUGAUGAUAGAAUACAGUAACUUUGAAAAUGAAUAUGAUGAUGUCACAAUAAAGAUUAUAUUUGCUAUAGUGCAAAUAAUUGGAUUUUUCAACUCCAUUUGCAACCCAAUAGUUUAUGCUUUUAUGAAUGAAAACUUCAAGAAGAACUUCCUGUCUGCCCUGUGCUUUUGUUUUCUUAGAGACCCUUCUUCUCCCUCCAGAAGGCCAGGAAACUCUGGCAUCACGUUAAUUCAACAAAAAUCAAGUUCAUCUAGGAGAGAGAACACAUGUGAAGACACUCGGAGGGAGGCAUUCAGUGAGGGCAACAUUGAGGUCAAGUUUUUUGAUCAGCCUGUUUCAAAAAAACGACACCUUCACUUGUUCACAUCAGAACUCACUGUUCACUCUUGAACCUGCAAAACCCAGAGACUACAUAAUUAUUUUUAUAGAUAUAGCUUGUGGCACUAAGGAACUGAUUGACUUUGAAUUUACUUUAUUAAUAACUGUUCUGUAAUAAUAAAAUAUUAGUAAAAAUA